UACCGACACAUAAAGCAACUACUGUGACACCUCAACACACCGCCAUACCGACACAUAAAGCAACCACUGUGACACCUCAACACACCACCAUACCGACACAUAAAGCAACCACCAUGACACCUCAACACACCAUCAUAUCGACAUCUAAAGCAACUACUGUGACACCUCAACACACCACCAUACCGACACAUAAAGCAACCACUGUGACACCUCAACACACCACCAUACCAACACCUAAAGCAACUACUGUGACACUUCAACACACCACCAUACCGACACAUAAAGCAACCACUGUGACACCUCAACAAACCACCAUACCAACACAUAAAGCAACCACUGUGACACCUCAACACACCACGAUACCCACACCUAAAGCAACUACUGUGACACCUCAACACACCACCAUACCAACACAUAGAGCAACCACUGUGACACCUCAACACACCACCAUACCGACACAUAAAGCAACCACUCUGACACCUCAACACACCACCAUACUGACACAUAAAGCAACCACUGUGACACCACAACACUCUACCAUGCCUGUGGUAGAAACUACUACAACAACAGAAACAGCAACCACACCACCACAUACUACAAAUAAACAUACAACACCACGACUGACAACUGUAAUUAAUGGCAGCACAAAGCAACAUGAAGCUGCAACACCAGCACUGACAACAUCACAACAGACUGCUUCUACAAAGCGGACAAUACCACAUGGUGGCGGUGACACAACAGUACAAACUGCUGAGGGACAGGUAACCAGCAUUACAGCAACUCCAGAAAAAAUAAAAACAGUGUCGUAUUCCAGUAUAGAAGUGACACUGACCCAAUCCAAAGAAACGACAGCUAUCGGAUCCACCACUCCUGAGCAUGGAGGACCAACUACUGUUGUCAUAGAAACUACUUCUGUAAAUGGACACACUGAACCAUCAAUUGGACCUCAAUUAACUACUGUUGCCAAGGAAACUACUACUGUAGAUGGACAUACUGAACCACCUGUUGUCACAGAUCCACCCAUAGUUCGGACAACUGAACAUCAGUUAGAGACGACCACUGCACCACCAACAACAAUGACAAAGGAUUUAGGCAUCCAGACAACUACCAAUCAAGUCACCACACAAAGACCAGCACCAACAACUGCACAAGUAACAAUUCCAUCUCGUCGUAGUAGCAUACGAAAAACCACUUCUGUUCUCAUGGAAACAACACAAGGGGUCACUCAGCAUCCUGGAUCUACUGUACCUCCAGCAACCAAUCUAGCCACACAACGAUCUACUACUACACCAAACAAAGAAUUCACAGAUACUGAUCAACCAACCACAAUAUCGCAACAAUCACCAACAAUUCCUAAGGUGCCAACUCAUGCGACUUUCUGGACCUCACCUCGUGCUUCACCACGUGAUGUGACCACACAGAAAUCCAGAGGCUCCACCAAAGAUUUCACUAUGACUGACUUUAUGAUGACAAGACCUAGUCCUGAUUUGUACUGUGAAGCAGCAACAGUCAGGGACAUCUAUUGGCCGGUUACUAUGACAGGGGAUACUGCUAAACAGUUCUGUCCUGAGGGAACAACAGGGAAAAUUGAGAAUAUAUCCAGUGUGAGUGAUGUUGCCAUAGUAACAUCACUUAUGGUCAAUAGCACAGAUCCAGAUCAGGUGAUGUACGGUGGUGACGUGAUUGGAUCAGUAAAUAAUAUAAAUUCAUUAAAUAAAAUCAUCGCUGAACAAUCUGGUAUUGAUGAGGAAUACAUGCUGGAGUUUAUUGACAAGGUUGCCAUGGCUUUGACUGAAGUCGGUAGUAAUCUACUGGAUCAUACAGUCGCUUGGAAUGAUAUACCUGGAGAAAAGAGAGUACAAACAGCCACACAACUGUUGCAGUGUAUGGAUGAAACUGGGUUCCUAUUGGUUAAUUUGAUGAAAGCAGGGCAGAAUAUCAGUGUGGUAAAUGAAAAUAUUUUGAUGGAAGUUUUAGUGAAAGAUAUGAAUGAUACAGACAAAGCAGGAAUCAAGUUUCCAUUCAAGGGUGAUCUUGUGCAUUCCUCGUCAGCUGAUGAGAAAAUAAAAUCUACAAUUGGAUCCAUUGCUUUGUCUGAAAAAACAUUGCAGGAUAAAAGUGUAAACGGAACUGUUAAGUUAGUGUUUUUCAUGUAUAGUACCAUGGGUGAUAUAUUGGGUACUGGCAGUGACAUUGGAAAUGAGAAUGAUACUGCUGACAGUAUUGUGAAUUCUCCGAUUAUAUCGGCUUCUAUUAACAAAAUGAACUCACCGUCGUAUCUCUCUGAACCAGCAGUUCUUGUUUUUGAGCACAAACAGACUUACAAUGUAACAGAUGCAGUAUGUUCAUAUUGGAAUUUCACCCCAAGUAAUGAUGGAAUAUGGUCAGACUAUGGUUGUGAGACUGUGACAAAUAAUGACACCCAUACCGUAUGUAAAUGUAGUCAUUUAACAAACUUUGCUGUCAUUAUGGAUGUCAGAGGAGUUGCUAUUUCUCCAGAUCACCAUUUUGCUCUGUCAGUUAUUACAUAUGCUGGAUUUAUUGUAUCCAUGGUGUGUCUUCUACUCUGUCUAUUUACAUUCUGCUGUUGUUCAAGCCUCCAGAAUGAUCGCAAUACUAUUCACAAGAAUCUAUGUCUUUGUCUGUUGAUUGCGGAGGUGAUAUUUAUGGCAGGCAUUGAUCAAACUGAUCAGGAGGUUUGGUGUUCUGUCAUAGCAGGAUUCCUGCAUUACUUUUUCCUGGCAGCGUUUGCAUGGAUGAGUUUGGAAGGAAUUCAACUGUAUGUCAUGUUAGUAGAAGUCUUUGAAGCCGAGCAUUCCAGGAGGAGAUACUACUAUCCAUAUGGAUAUGGAGUUCCUGCGGUGAUUGUUGGUGUAUCUGCUGCUGUAUACUACGAUGGAUAUGGAACAGACCAAUAUUGUUGGAUAACCACUGAGCGAGGUUUAAUUUGGGCAUUUGUUGGUCCUGUCUGUGCUGUUAUUUUGGUUAAUAUGAUAUUUUUAGUGAUGGCUGCUGUUAUUAUGUGCAGGCAUUCCGGAUCAGCACCUGGUAAAAAACAGACAGGAACCUGGAUCAAAGCAGCCUGUGUAUUACUUUGUUUACUGGGCAUUACAUGGAUAUUCGGAUUGAUGUAUAUUAAUACACACACUCUAGUCAUGGCUUAUGUAUUCACUAUUGCUAACUCACUGCAGGGUCUUUUUAUAUUUGUAUUUCAUUGCUGUCUGAAUGAAAAGGUGAAGAAAGCAUACCGUAGUUCUAUUCGUGACAGCCACUGCUGUCCUGAAUGCAUACGUGUUCGUUACACUAGUUCCGCAUAUUCUAAUCAAGCCCAUGGCUCAAGUGUGGCUUCUUCAAAAAAGAUAAGAAAAUCAUCUAAUGCAAGCUGUCCAUCAUCAACAGGCAAAAGAAAUUCGUCAUCCGUUACACACAACUUAUUAGGCUCAAAUGGCACACAUAAUUUACACAAUGGUGUUGGUCUUCAGAAUGUACAAGUCAGAGUCAAACUACCAAGGCAAGACAGGGCAACACAGACGGACAACAGAAUUAAAAAACAAAAUAUUAUUGAGAAAAAACUACAAGAAAUUGUUGAUUUAAAAUUUAAAUUGCCACCACUUGAAAUGAAAAGGACAACAAGUGAUUCUUGUUUGGUGAGUCCAACUCCAAAUGUGCAAACUUCAUUUACUUUCGAACAGAGCAUCAGCAAUACAUCUGUUGACAAGUUUCUGUCUGAUGACUCCAAUGUACACAGUAGUAUGCCCAACUUGACAAUUAGAAAGCCUAAAGAAAACAAGACAAAGGAAAGAGAUCUUGCUCAAGUGGAAUGGAAAUUAUCACGAAAUCAAAGUCUUCCUGACCUCUUGGAAUUAGAGGUGAUUAAUCCUGCAAUGACUGGUUACCGGAGAUGUGGAAGUGAGUGCAAUAUCCAUACUGGAAAUAAGGAACGGUAUGAUUUAUCAGGAAGAAGGGAUUCCAGUCUUCCAAUUAAAGUGCUACAUACAAAGAUAGCUGAUAAGAAUGGACAGCCAUGGAGUCGAAUCAGCAUCAGUCCACUGCUGAUAAGAAAAAGCAUUUCUGAUACAAAAAUGAUUGAAGAAACAUCAAUUAAUUUGAACAGCAAUUUGUUUGGCAGCCCUAAUAAGUCAACUGUUGAUGAUGACAACCAGGUCAUGUUAAAAAAAUGGCGAACAGAUGAAGAUAUUGCAGUAUCAGAAACACCUGUAUAUACAUCUCAAGACUCUGAACAAACCCCCGAUGUUGAAGUUAAGGGGAUCCACACAAAUUCAAAAUAUUAUGAGUCAUACCUAUAA
This is a messenger RNA of Saccoglossus kowalevskii, 4307 nucleotides long. RefSeq names its product adhesion G protein-coupled receptor L3-like. Gene Ontology annotation, cellular component: plasma membrane. The record is from RefSeq and is a predicted model, not a curated record. Gene Ontology annotation, biological process: adenylate cyclase-activating G protein-coupled receptor signaling pathway; cell surface receptor signaling pathway. Lineage: Eukaryota; Metazoa; Hemichordata; Enteropneusta; Harrimaniidae. Gene Ontology annotation, molecular function: carbohydrate binding; G protein-coupled receptor activity.